Staurois parvus is the source of this 798-nucleotide messenger RNA. Lineage: Eukaryota; Metazoa; Chordata; Amphibia; Anura; Ranidae. The record is from the annotation of a GenBank genome assembly.
CGUCUGACUGGCAGCGGGCAUCGGGUCACCAGGCAUCAGGUCAUUUGGCUCGACAGCGGGCACCGCGUCAUCUGGCAAGGCAGUGGGCUCCGAGUCAACAGGCACGACAGUGGGCACCGGGUCAUCAGGUAUGACAGCGGGCACUGGGUCACCAGGCAUCAGGUCAUUUGGCUUGCCAGCGGGCACCGCGUCAUCUGGCAAGGCAGUGGGCACCGGGUCACCAGGCAUUGGAUCGUCUGGCUGGAUCAGUUCAUCAUGCUGGGUAGAGGCAUCAGGCUGAAUGCCGGCGUCCGGCUGAGUAGAGGCUUCAGGCUGAGUAGAGGCUUCAGGCCGAGUAGAGGCUUCAGGCCGAGUAGAGGCACCAGGCCGAGUAGAGGCUUCAGGCCGAGUAGAGGCAUCAGGCUGCGUACAGGCAUCAGGCUGAGUACAGGCAUCAGGCUGAGUAGAGGAUUCAGGCUGAGUAGAGGCUUCAGGCUGAACCACGGAAGCAGGUUCACCGGUUUGGAUACUGGCAGGAUGCACUGCAAGUAAACGCAGGUCUGCAAACGAAUGGAGCAGCUGGAGACAGAGAAGAACAGGAGGAUGGAACAGGAGAGGGAGCAGUUGCUACAGAGGACUUUUUUACAGGGUUAAAGGCAGGAUAGGUGCAGCGAGUGGGAACAGGGUACUGAUAUGUGGUAGAUAGCAGGGCAGGAGGAGCUGUUGGGAAUGCAGGAAUAGAGUUUUGAGGAAAUAGAUUAGAAGCAGGACUGGGUUUUUGUAAGCUGACUGAGGCUGGGUGCAACAAGUCUGUCCAUG